AUGUCUACAGUUGAUUUCUCCUCCUUUACCAAUAUCAUAAAUGGAGAAUCCAGAAACUCAGCUGAAACAGCCCGUGGAAUUGACCCAUUCGACGGUAAAUCAUUAUGGGAUGUGCCACUGGCCUCAAAAUCCGAUAUGCAAGAUGCCGUGACCGCCGCAAACAAAGCUUUGGAAACCUGGUCUGAGACGACCAUCGACUAUCGGCGCAGGCUCAUUGCCCAAUACAAGGACAUUUUUUUCUCUCAUCUACAGGAUUUCAAAACUCUUCUUUAUAAAGAGGCCGGAAAAACAAGCGCUAUGGCAGACUCGGAGCUGACUGACACGAUUUCUAUGUUUGAUCACCAUCUCAGCCUGAAUUUACCAACUGAGGUUUUAAAUCUCGAAGAUAGGGUAACAACAUCAAGCUACGUCCCCGUCGGAGUCGUUGUUGCCAUCUGCCCAUGGAACUUCCCCAUUGUCUUGGCAAUGGGAAAAGUUCUGACAGGUCUGCUUACUGGAUGCACGGUGAUCGUGAAGCCAUCACCAUUCACCCCUUACUCAGCCCUAAAAUUGGCUGAAAUUGCCCAGGGUAUUUUCCCUCGCGGAGUUCUACAGGCUCUGUCUGGAGAUAACUUGCUCGGUCCUUCGCUGGUGGCACAUCCAGAUGUUCACAAGAUUUCUUUUACUGGUUCGACUGCGACAGGGAAGAAAAUCAUGGCUGUAGCUGCAGAAACUGUUAAGCGGGUUACUUUGGAGAUGGGUGGUAAUGACGCCACAAUUGUGCUGCCGGACGUCGACAUCGCCAAAGUUGCGCCACAAGUCACCAUAGCAGCUCUAUUCCACUCAGGACAGGUUUGUCUUGCCAUCAAGAGGGUUUACAUCCAUCAAGAUAUCUACGACGACUUCAUAGCGGCAAUGAUAGAGACCAUGAAAAUCCUGAGUAUUGGCGAGAAGGACAGCUUGUUGGGGCCGAUUCAAAACAAAUUGCAAUUUGACCACAUACAAGAUCUUCUCGCUGACUCUCGUCAACAGGGUCACAGUGUGAUCGGUACGAGGCAUUCGUUUGACGAUCGCGGCGGGUACUUCAUUGGGCCACACAUCGUGAGCGAGCCACAGCAUGAUUCUAGGAUUGUUACCGAGGAGCAGUUUGGCCCCAUCAUCGCGACUUUGAAGUGGUCAACAGAAGACGAAGUCGUUCGCUACGCCAACGACACAAAAACCGGCCUCGGAGCGAGUGUUUGGAGUUCUGAUGAGUCGCGCGCGGAGAGAAUAGGGAAGCGUCUUGAAGCUGGAAAUAUAUUCAUCAACUCUGGCCAUCGACUCACCGCCAAGGCGCUGUUUUCUGGGCACAAGGAAAGCGGGCUUGGUGGUGAAUGGGGUAGUACAGGGCUUUUGGAAUAUUGCAAUGUUCGCGUUUCUCAUGUAUUCAAGACCACUUGACUGGUCUAUGAAAUUCCAGUAAAUGAUUCUAAUAUGCAAAAGAUAUCAGGUUAAAAAGCGAC
This is a messenger RNA of Talaromyces proteolyticus, 1481 nucleotides long. Its product is annotated as aldehyde dehydrogenase domain-containing protein. The transcript is spliced from 3 exons. NCBI's taxonomy places the organism in Eukaryota, Fungi, Ascomycota, Eurotiomycetes, Eurotiales, Trichocomaceae. The coding region runs from base 1 to 1419 and encodes 472 amino acids. Gene Ontology annotation, molecular function: aldehyde dehydrogenase (NAD+) activity. The record is from RefSeq and is a predicted model, not a curated record.